Penicillium daleae is the source of this 318-nucleotide messenger RNA. RefSeq lists its product as uncharacterized. Bases 1 to 318 code for a protein of 105 amino acids. The transcript is spliced from 3 exons. NCBI's taxonomy places the organism in Eukaryota, Fungi, Ascomycota, Eurotiomycetes, Eurotiales, Aspergillaceae. The record is from RefSeq and is a predicted model, not a curated record.
AUGGAAGAAACGGAGGAAGAAAUGGAGGAAGAAAUGGAGGAAGAAAUGGAGGAAGAAAUGGAGGAAGAAAUGGAGGAAGAAAUGGAGGAAGAAAUGGAGGAAGAAAUGGAGGAAGAAAUGGAGGAAGAAAUGGAGGAAGAAAUGGAGGAAGAAAUGGAGGAAGAAAUGGAGGAAGAAAUGGAGGAAGAAAUGGAGGAGGAAAUGGAGGAGGCGGCUUUGUUCCUGAUCGCUAGCUCUACCAGUUCCAAGAACGUUUCCCAGGGCCAGCAACAUGCCCUCCUGGGAGCGAGUGGAGUGUCUGGGAUUGGUAUUGAUUAA